Molecule: messenger RNA, 549 nt
Organism: Helianthus annuus (common sunflower)
Lineage: Eukaryota; Viridiplantae; Streptophyta; Magnoliopsida; Asterales; Asteraceae
Exons: 1
Coding region: 182-388 (68 amino acids)
Source: RefSeq, a predicted model, not a curated record
AUAUCGGUCUCGUCAACAAUAUAAUUAUACACCCUCAUCAACUUUGUCCAAUAAUUAUAUUACAUAUAUUCCCCACAACAAAUCGUUUAAAACCAAUGUCACUUAACCACUUAGUGCCUUAUCCUACAACUCAACAUCAAACUUCACCUCUUCUUCUCAUUUUCAAGUCUUUGGAGUCGAGAUGCAUGAUUGGGCGGCCCCUAUCAUAGCUGCAGCGUUGUUCGCGUUUCUCGCACCAGGACUCAUCUUUCAAAUGCCUGGAAAAGAGACAGCGAUCGGUUUCAUGAACAUGAAAACUAGUGUGAUCUCCAUGUUUAUACAUACGGUUCUUUAUGGGUUGUUUCUUAUUUUGUUUCUUGUUGUUCUUGACAUACAUAUCUAUGCCUAGGCAUUAGUUAGUAUCUAGUCAAGGAAAAUAUCAUAACUAUGUUAUGCCGGGUGGUUCUAUAAUUUCUUCAUUUUAGUUAUCAAGUCCUUGAUUGUUUUGUAUUAUCAUUCGAUAUGUUAUUUGCAAGUUUUUAAUGAGAUCAAAGUGAGGUUCUUGUGAUA